CUGUGUAUUGUAUUCAUACAACCCAUUCUUAUUCACAAUAAGCAUUAGCGGAGUACCAAUAAUCCUUACUGAACAAAGGGUAGACCACAACCACAUCUAGAGUCUCUCUCUCUCUCUCUCUUUCUCUCUUACACACACACACACAUACACACACACACUCGCAGAGAUACAGACUGAGUUUAAGAAAACAUAGACAAGCAUCAGUAUUUUCCAGGGAGUCUCCAUUAUUUCUGGCUUGGGGUCUCUAAUGGUUUUUCAUUGUAAUUGCUAUGAUGUCAGAGUGUCCGUCCGCCCUAAUGGCCUCCUAAAAACAACAACAAGGACAGAUUGGUUCCAUUCACUGGUUGUUGUCCGGGCAGAGAGACACAGAAGUCCAGCAGCUCAAAAAAUCUGCAAGAUCUUCAGCCAAAAAGGUGAGAAGUGUUUAUUUUUUUACACCCAUAAAGUAAAGCAGGACAGGUAUGAAGUGUUUAAAACUCACUGAAGACCUCUACUGCAGAGAUGUCUAAAUAAGGCCGAUUUAUAUCCUAGUUUGUGUAGUUUUGAUUAUACAGACUAACUGUGCUUACAGAGUGUGGCGUUCUCAGUACUAAUAUGGUUUAAGUAUCUUUCUGUGCAUGCAGGAAGAACUUUUAUGUCAGUGUUGAAUUUCUUAAUGGAAGUGACGCAUUCUGCAGUCAGGCUGGGAUGAGGUAAUUUCAGUUUUAGUGCAGUUAUAUGAGUUAUAGGAGAUGUGCAGAGUAAUUGAGCAGAUGUCUCCAACAGCAAAGCAAAGGAAAUGAUUCUUUAUUCUGACAGAACAAAUAUCUCCAUCUAUACUGGUGAAAAUUAUCAGUGAUAUAAUUGUUUUUGUUAUUUAAUAUGGAUCGUGACAAAAUGCACUUUUGAACCUUUUUUGUUUAUUUAGAAGUUUGCGUUAAUUGCCUCACUGAAAUCAACAUUUUUCACAGCAAAGGGGCCACUAGUGCUAUGUUGUAGUAGCCGUACUGAACACUAGGGGAAGUUAUGAGUUGUGCUGAAUGUUACAGUAUGUUGGUGUGAAAUCCUCUGACAGCUAUUGAUGAUCAUCAAUCUCUCUUUUUAUCCAGUACUAGAGAGAAUACCUUUAGGAAAUCUUCACGUGUAAGAGGAGAAACUGAACGUCUGGCUUUGCUCAAUUUGCUCAAAGCAAAAACAAAAAGUUAAACCUUUGUCAAAAACUCGAACUGCAUCUCACCUGGUUCAGUGAGUCACUUUGAGAAACUGAUAAUAUGAGUAAUUCUCUCUCUCCCAUUAAUUCCCAGCAUGCAUCUCCAUCCCCUCUCCCUCUCUGUCCUCCUCCUCAUCGCCGGGGCAGCAGUGAUGUGUGUUGCUGUGACAACCACACUUCAAGGUUUCCGAGGAUGUGCGGUGAGAGAGUUUUCCUUUGUGGCCCAGAAGCCUGGCUGCAAGGGACUGCGCAUCACUACUGAAGCCUGCUGGGGGCGCUGUCACACCUGGGAGGUAUCAUUUGUUAACAAAGCCAUCAGAAACUAUAAGCUUAGAUUGAGAUCCUGCUCUUUCCCGUUAUUGUAUCUACAUGCUUUUGUAAUGCGGGAAUAGCUGAGAAUCAAAUGAAUGAUUGAUGAAGCGGGACAGUACCCAAACCAUAAGUGAGCUGAUGACCCAUAUACGUCAUUGUCACAUAAAAUACCAAAACCCUUCCAAGCAGGGUUUGGUUUCUGAACUUUCAUUUAAUCACUUCAGUUUUACAGGACCUUAACUCUUGCUGUCAGUGAUUGAAAAAACAACUUUAGAGGAAUAAGAACUCCAGAUAGAGAAGUGUUUUGAAUAAAAUAAUCUGUAUGUACACAACACAACAACUCAAGAGCUCAUAAAUUGAACGUGUCUUCUAAAAAUCUGCCUUAUCUCAAGAGUCUCUUUAGUCUUUCUUAAGGCAUCCUUAAGUUCUCCACAGCGACGAAGGUAACAUCACUGAAAAAAAGCCCUUUUACUCAGUUUAGCUUUUCAACAAAUAAAUAUGCUUUCACUACCAUGAUUAAAGCUCUUGUGAGGAACUUUCAGUUAUUUGUUGGCUCCUUCUGUAGACAAAGUGGUCCCUGCCUAUCUUGUUCUCUACUUACUCAAAUAUUUAUUUGAAACAAAGCCCUUGUCAUAAACAUUUUAUGCGGAAAUUGUAAAAAACAGAGCUUUUUCUCCAGCUGCUCAGCUUACACCUCCCCCCUCAAACUGGUUUUAGGCAUGAAAAGUUACUACAUAAAAAUAAUCAAUCAUGUUGCUGAUAGUGUUCUUUGCUUUCAGAUAGAACAAAAAGGCAUUAGCAUGAAUAUCAGUCCAUUUCUUGAAUCUCAAAAAACUCUUUGUAGGAGCUUUAAGGAAGAUAGUGUCUUUUUAAAUUCAAGUGUAUAUACUUGAUACAAUAAAGAAAGACUGAAAAUCUACAAUGAUAAAAAGCUUUUAAGAUGUUGCAGUCACUGUCAUUGUCUUGAUGAUGUAUUAUCUAAAGACUCAUUUGUUGAUUGAGAGCAAAGUAACAUGUUGUCCACUUGCUUGUGUGUGUGUGUGAACCCUGCAGAAACCUGUUCUGGAGCCUCCCUACAUCCACCGCCAUCAUCGAGUGUGUACAUACAGUCGUACACGUCACAUGACCGCCCGCCUACCCGGCUGCCAGCCCAAUGUGUCCCCUCUGUACCACUACCCCAUAGCGCUUCACUGCCACUGCUCUGUCUGCUCCACUCAGGACACCGAGUGUGAGACCUUCUGAUGACCAGGACGCCCAUUAAUGUUGUCAGUAGUUAAGUUUUUAUUGAUGAAUUUCAAUAAAAUUAUUCAAC
This is a messenger RNA of Xyrichtys novacula (pearly razorfish), 2813 nucleotides long. Lineage: Eukaryota; Metazoa; Chordata; Actinopteri; Labriformes; Labridae. The record is from the annotation of a GenBank genome assembly.